Messenger RNA from Cylicocyclus nassatus, 3175 nucleotides. The record is from the annotation of a GenBank genome assembly. Lineage: Eukaryota; Metazoa; Nematoda; Chromadorea; Rhabditida; Strongylidae.
UUCAGAUGAACCCAUGAUCACAAAAGUCUUUCUACUAACCACUAACGUACUCAAAUGAGAAGUCUCCUCCCGCUCAAAAAUGGAUGUCGGCAACAAGAGGAGAAGUGUAGACGAUAUAUCCUUAGAUCUUCUACGUUUGGGAAGCUUUUGAAGCUUUUCUCUGCAAGAAAUGUAGCAUUUGCUGUUUUCCUCAGCAUUUACACACUUGUUGUGCUCCUUCUUCAUGGUGGUUUUCCAAUGGAUGAUCCGCUGUUUCGGAGACAGAGGAGUAAUGUUGUCAUAAGGAAUAUUCAUGAGGACUAUGACGCUGGAUGUAAUGGAUAUGCAAUGGACUAUCGGAUAGCAGAGCAGCAGCGUAUUUUGCGUAGUGUACGAAGUGAGCUCAUUGAUUGUUCGGCCAAGCUCCAAGAAGUCACUGUCGUCUAUGAGGAGUUGAGCAAGAAAAUCCCCGAGAAGCAAUCGGAGCUUACAUCGGUGUUGGAAGAGAUCGAGAGUGCACGACGAACUUUGAAAGAACUGCAGGAUCGUCGGAAUGUUCGGAUAUUCUUACCUCAUAAAGCGAUAUACUUACCUGGCGAGGAAUCUCAAGCAACACAUCCCACUCGUCAGCUUUCAUCACAGCUAACACUGGAAACUGCCAUAGAUUUUAGUCGAUGUUCUAUUACAACCUUUAUGCCCAUGUACAUAUCUAAUUUUACCGUUUUGUCUCCCAUGAUGAUCGGUUUCAAAAAUGAGCUUUCCUCAUUGGGAACUAUUGUCAACGAUGCUGCAAGCGCAUGUCUAAUAAUCUAUCUCACCAACGGUUCAUCUGAAAUGUUUGCAAAGCUUCCAAACUCUGGCCGAAAUACAGUUGUUAUGAAUUUCGGAGAUCCAUUUAUCACACGAAACUCUGCCAUAGUAGUGCAGCGGUUUGACAAGCUCAUUCCUAGGUUAAUGGAUUAUAAUGUGUUUCUAAAUGUGCCUCAAUAUAGUGCUUUUGCAUGGAAGGAUAUGCCUAGCUUACUGCCUUACUCUAGAACGUUUUUUCUCUUCACCUACGUGUCAUCUGAUGCUAGGGACCUGUACCCGCUCUUAUCAAGUGAUCUUUCUCGUCUGAGUGCUUCAGCGGUGUCUGCAGGAGACAGCGUCAAAAUUUUGAACUGCUCUGACUCUUCGCAUAGUGCGUCAUGUGAAUCCGUGACUGAAUUAGGAAGACUCACUCAAAGCUCGAUCUUCUGUCUCUUCUUGAGCCGUAGCAAUUAUACUCACCUUUUCUGGAACUCGUUACGGUUAGGAUGCAUUCCUGUAGUACCAUCGCUGGAUAUCGUGCUUCCAUUCCAAGAUCAUAUUGACUGGCGUCGAGCCUCGGUCCGUGUCCCACUAGCUCGAUUUCCUGAGUAUCACUUCAUUCUGCGCUCUUUCGAAAUGGCAGAAGUAUUAGAGCUACGAAGGAUGGGACGAGUCUACUUCGAGCGCUAUCUCAUGGAUCAGAGAGCUGUGGCUAGAGCUCUGAUUGCUUCGCUUCGUGAAAAGUUAGGCCUACCAUCACCUCCGGAAACUGUCAACAGGGCUGUACCGCUGUUCAACGAUUCUUUCAUUGCUCCAAUACUUACGCCUAUCAACUUGCAACCUUUGGAUGAUGAAUAUCUCGGUCCUCUCGAAGGUGCUGUCAAUUCGGGUUCUUUCCUUCACAACUUCUCCUCUUUCACUAUGUACUCAUAUCUUUCAUGGAACACUAUUGGUCGGCCUUGGAAAGCAAUGGAAUUUCUAGCGCAUUCUGUAGAUCCUCCCACCGAAAUUGAGUUCUACUCUGAUUCGAGUGUAGGAUUUCGACCAAUUGAGCCUGGGUCAGGUGUAGAAUUUAGCAAAGCCCUUGGAGGUAACCGCAUCCGUGAACAGUUUACAGUAAUCCUGUUAACGUACAAUCGUGAUGCUGUGCUAGCAGCUUCACUAGAGCGACUUCAUCGGCUCCCUUACCUGAAUAAGGUCAUUGUCAUCUGGAACAAUGUAGCAAGGGAACCUUUAGGAGCUUGGCCUCGCCUUCAUGUGCCAGUCGAGUUCAUCAAAGUGACCAAAAAUAGUCUCAAUAACCGGUUUAUACCAUGGGAUCGCAUAAAAACGGAAGCAAUUCUUUCGCUUGACGACGACAUCGACUUGAAACAACAUGAAAUCGUGUUUGCGUUCAGGGUUUGGAGAGAGAACCGUCGUCGCAUUGUGGGUUUUCCUGCUCGACAUCAUGCACGAUAUGGCAAUGAAAUGUAUUACAACAGUAACCACACUUGCCAGCUGAGUAUCAUACUCACCGGUGCUGCUUUCCUGCAUAAGUCUUACUUGCACGCUUACACAUAUCAAAUGCCCGAAGCGAUUCGCCAGCAUGUCGAUGAAGUCACAAACUGUGAGGAUAUAGCAAUGAAUUUCCUCGUCUCGCACAUCACCCGGGAACCUCCUAUCAAAACAACGAGCAAGUGGACUCUGAGAUGUCCAACAUGCACGGAGACGCUUUCUCAAGAUGAAUCACAUUUCCGUGAGCGACAUGAGUGUAUUCGGCUCUUCACAAAAAUUUAUGGAUACAAUCCAUUGAAGUUCUCGCAAUUUCGAGCCGACUCCGUCCUUUUCAAGACACGUCUUCCUCCGGAUAAACAAAAAUGCUUCAGAUUUGUAUGAGGUAGCAUUCGUUUGUCGUUGCUUCAAUUUCUGCCUUUUUCUAUCAGUUUGUGCCAUGACUUUUUUUUAUCAUAAUUAUAUUUAUUUCGAGUAUUUGGUAUGCCUGAAUGUUUGAUAUCUCUUUAGCUUAGCAAUUUUAUCGAUAUUCGCUUUUGAUUGAACAAGCGCCCCUAUUCAGCGAACGAUUGUGCAGCUGAGUUUUGAAGAAAAUUUUGCCCGAAAGUGCGUUUGCUUACUCAUACUCGCCUGUUUUUCCCCGAGUCUAAUCGUUCGAUAAUUUCAGUUUUCGUGACGGGUCUCAUUCUCAUGUCUUAUUCAGUUUUUUCCCAUCGCUUUCCAUCUGCAUUUAUGUGUGUGUGUCUCUCUCUUGUCUACUCACAAUGCUCAAUUGUUCACCCCGGCCGCGAACAACAUGUUGUGGUCUCGGAGAGGGGUGUCUCUUUCAUAUUGCUCCCUUGUGGUGCUUUAAUCGUACAAUCUUCAGCUUGUCCAUCUUGCUCAACUUGCGUAUUUCGAUAAAGAUGUAGUGCUU